Molecule: messenger RNA, 783 nt
Organism: Sclerotinia sclerotiorum 1980 UF-70
Lineage: Eukaryota; Fungi; Ascomycota; Leotiomycetes; Helotiales; Sclerotiniaceae
Exons: 4
Coding region: 1-783 (260 amino acids)
Cellular component (GO): proteasome core complex
Source: RefSeq, a predicted model, not a curated record
AUGAAUCACCUUCCACAAGCUUGGGGUCGUCCUAGAGAUGAUAUCUACGGUGCAUACGAUGCUUCAUAUCUUCAACAAAACGGACCAAAUCAGCACACCCAAUCACCCAUUGUCACUGGCACAUCCGUUGUGGCAUUAAAAUUCAAAGAUGGUGUUGUAAUUGCAGCGGAUAACUUGGCAUCAUAUGGUUCUCUCGCGCGGUUCACAGAUGUCAAACGUCUUCGAAAAUUCGCAGAUACAUCCGUUGUUGGUUUUGGAGGGGACGUAUCCGACAUGCAAUAUUUAGACCGACUUCUUCAAUCCCUCGAUACCGAAGAGGCAUACAGCGCUUCAGGCCACACACUCAAUGCCCGUAACCUCCACAAAUACCUCUCCAAAGUCCUUUAUAAGCGUCGAUCCGAUUUCAAUCCGUUAUGGAACACCUUACUGGUUGCAGGAUUGGAUGAACAUGAUAAGCCUUUCUUGGCGAGCGCCGAUUUACUGGGUACAACAUUCUCUUCACCAAGUUUGGCAACUGGAUUCGGUGCACAUUUGGCCCAGCCAUUGUUAAGAAAGGUUGCGCCAGAUGAGGAGGCUACUGCGAAGUUGACCAAGGAGGCAGCUUUAGAGGCAAUCAAAGAGAGCAUGAAGGUCUUGUUUUACAGAGAUGCGAGGAGUAUGGACAAGUAUUCGAUUGCGGUUAUCACGAAAGAAGGUAUCGAUUUGAAGGAAAAUGAGCAAUUGGAGAAGCAGAGUUGGGCUUUUGCUGAACAAAUCCGGGGAUAUGGAACCCAGGUCAACUAA